UUUCCCGAACGAAAGACCUUUCAAUACAAUUAUUACACCCAUUUGACCGAUACGACAGCUCUUACUCUCCUCUUCGAAUAUGACAAUUGCUCAUCCAAGGUGUUUGACUCGAUCAAAUCUGCCAUCGGAAAGAUCCCAGCGCCCAAAACUCCUUUCGAACCGGACGCGACGAAGAAAGCUAGCACGACGCCAAACGUCGAUCUUCGAGCCAAAUUCUUCAUGGUCCGAUCAGGUGUCCUCGGCGCCAUUCACCGUGCCAGACCUAGAGAAGCAUCUCUCGCUCCUUGGUGUCAAGGCCAACGGGCAUUCCUCGUCUGUCCGACCAUCUCGCCUGCGUAUCUUGGAAAAGUCCUCGGAGCAGUCAAUAAAGUCAUGAGGGAUGUGUCUAAACAAGCAGAGUCAUCCGCCACGAAGAAAGUACCUGCCCUCAACCUUUUAGUCGGAUUGGCGGAUGGAAAUCGAGUCUUGCCAGCGGCACAAAUUCAAGCUUUGACCAAGGUCCCGGAAUUGGACACGUUGAGAGCUCAAGUGGUGGGCAUGCUAGAAGGCCAAGGAAGGAGCUUGGUUGGCGUAUUGAGUCAGGCUGGAGGCGGGGCUUUGUUCAGGACGUUGCAAGGGUUGGAGGCGGGUAUGAAGGAGGGUGCAGGCGGCGCG
Kockovaella imperatae is the source of this 654-nucleotide messenger RNA. RefSeq lists its product as hypothetical. The record is from RefSeq and is a predicted model, not a curated record. Gene Ontology annotation, molecular function: structural constituent of ribosome. The transcript has 2 exons. Gene Ontology annotation, cellular component: mitochondrial large ribosomal subunit. The annotation marks the transcript as partial. Lineage: Eukaryota; Fungi; Basidiomycota; Tremellomycetes; Tremellales; Cuniculitremaceae. Gene Ontology annotation, biological process: translation.